ACGACGACGACGCACGGGCGUAACGUCGUGGUGUGUGUCACCGAACCCGUUCGCGUCCCUCUCGCGCCCGAGAAUCUCCGCCGGACGCAGGCCGUCGCGGGAUCGCGACAGGCGUUCCCCUCCCCCCUGGCCCGUGCCCCCGCGUGUACGUGCGUGUCUGAUUUGUCCUCCGUGUGUGCGUGUGCGUGCGUGUGUUGUGUGCCUGGUGUGUCGGUCGCGCUCCUCGCCGUUCGCCGCAUUCGCGAGAUCGCCUCGUUACGGUCCCGUGCACACCUCGACGCCCGUCCGAGGAACACCUUGUCGGGAGGGCGGGAGCGAGACGAAAGAGCAGGCCGAAACGAAAAGAGAGGCCGGAGACGGACGGACAGAGAGAGAGAGAGAGAGACAGGGGAAGGGAAAAGAGAAGGAAAGAGGGAGACAGAAGCGCCCUGGCCGCUCGCGAAGGAUCGUCCUGCACGACGUUCCCUCCUGUCACUUUCGUGCCGAGGCCGAUACGGAUCGCGCGGCGGCGUCGUCCCGACCGAUGCCCCGUCGACGGAUUCAGCCCGAUAGCGGUCGUCGUGCGGCCGUGCUGUGCGUUCGUUGUUAGUGCAUCAUGUGAUUGCUUCCACGGGGUACUGUCUUCGCCACGGUGACGGAUACUCAGCCAGCGUGAAGGAUGCAGGAACUGGCAUUCCCGCGCCGAAAAGGGAUCCUCGCCCCGGUAUCGGUGUUGGUGCUGCUGAUACUACCAUUGGUCGAUUUACCCUCAGCAAACGGAGCUUGUGAGUUUCCAUCGAAUUGGUCGGGAGAAUGGUAUCUGUAUGGCAAGAACGGAGUCUUCAUAAACACGACCGUUCUCGGGGAUCGAACAUGCGUCGAAAGAACGGACGACAAAUACGUCGUCUAUUUCAGCGGCGAAAACUGUUAUCACUGUAUGAUCAUCAACGGGCGCCAUGAGAACGUUAUUCAGUAUCGCGAAGGCGGCUGGUGCAGCCAGGAGCGAACGAGUUUGGAAGAGAUGUGCGCGAUGAUUACCUCGGACGAUCCGCUCAUUUCGAUGUUCCGCGCGAACUCGAAACCGAUAUCUUGCCCAUUCAACGGGGCAUCGUUCACAUUCACGUACAAUCGGGGUUCCGGCGAGUGUGCCAUGCCUAUAAGCCUCGCGGAGAAGUGUACUGACGAGAGCAAGCUCCUCCUCAAAUACCAGGCCUGCCCGGAUGUCACGGGGACCGAGAGUAACACCGAGGAACUACAAUGCCUUGCCAGUUGGAACGACGGUCGAAAUAAGUAUUUGGUGGGAACCUUGAAAGAGAGGAACGCACUGGGUGAUGCUAAAAUCUACAGGUGUUUCCUGUACGAAGAAAAGUCUCAUCAUCAGGGGAAGAUGAUUUAUUUACUUGCGCAGUCCGGCGACUCGACUUGCAACGGCCUAACCACAGUUUCCGAGGGUUCACCCACCAUAAAACUUAUUAAAGUCGACAAAGAGCACAGUAGGUGCAAAUAUCCGGCCUGGGUAACUCAACACCAUGACUGGCACUCUCUCAAUGGUACGAGGAGCUAUCACUUUACGAACAAGAACGCCACGCUGAGAGUGAAGAUGCAAGCGCAGAACACCGACGGCGAAACCGUCCAUGAGGAAAAAAUCGUUUGUCAUAAUCUGGAGAAGUCAUACCCGAACGACAACAUGCAAGGGAAUAAAGUGAAAUUGGUUGCACACGUCACCAGCGGCUGCGAUAUUGGUUACGUUUGCAUGAUAUUCCACAAAAGGGACAGUCAUAUCAUCGAGAUACAGCAGUCAGAUCAAAAAGCGAUUAUGCCAGACGAAGCGUGCUCAAUCUCGGAUCCCUCCACGAUGCCGUAUACGACCUUAAUAACCACGUUCUUGCAUCAGAGAAGAUGUCCUAAUUCAGGACGUUACGAGAUUCUGGAUUUUGCCCCGUCGCACGCGUUGUCGGCCGUCGUGUCGAGACGGCAGCAACGUAGCGAGCAGUCAAGAAUGACCAAGAGGCGGACUUGGCCGGAGAACAUCGACGACGUGGAAUGCAGAAGUACGGACGUUCAAGUAGGCUGCACCUCGCCGGAUCAAGCCGAAAUAACAAUCGGCAAUACGUGCGAACAUGAGAAGAUUGCCUAUUCUUGUCACGGCAGCUGGGAAGAGAAAGGAAUGUGGUAUACGAUAGCGUCGCAACGGAAUUCCGAAAUUCCCGGCGGUCCGGGACAAACGUUUUGUUUUUCCAUGCUUCUCGAAGGCGUGAGAGACCGAGGCGGUAGGCAGAAGCAGCAGGAAAAAGAGUUAUGGCUGUCGAGGCCAUCGCGUACUUGUCGCGAAAGAGACGCCAAGGAUGAAUGGACGUACAGACUGUCCAAUCAAGGAGUUUGCGAGGACGUGAUGAAGGCUUCAAACGCGGCGUCUGCUCCGUCGUUGUCCCAGCUUCUCUUUAUCUUACAUAUAGCAGCUUACGCCGCUAUUAAUACGCUAUGCGUAUUACUCUCGAGAUGAUCUGCAGCUAUUAUGUAAGACUGUCAAAGUACUGUAAUUUCCAGCACGAAUUCUCAGGUAUUGCGUGUUUCUGGAAGUGUAUAUAGCUCAAGCAGUUUGAUAGCGAUUGACCGAUCGACGAGCUGUCAAUGCGUUAGUAAGAGUGGAAAUGUGCAGCUAUAUUAAUUGCAGCCGACAAUAUUAAUUUCCGUUUCGUUGCCUAAUUACGUAAAUCGGUGAUUACGAUUGUUCGCCAUUGAAAAACAAAGCGAUUUAUACACGUUCGCCAAAAAUUAUUUUUUUAUACAUACAAUAUUUAUUGCAAUUUAUCGCAGACUAGUAUUCUAAACGAGUGACCAAACUCUAGACUACUAGUGUUUCUGAUACAACGUUCUCAGAUAGCAAAAUGCCAGCUGUAUGCCAGCAAUUGCCAGUUGUAAACAUAAUUUUAGAGUAGAUUUCUAUCUACUUUAAGCUUGAUUUCUAUCUCAUUACGACUUGCUAGCCAUAAUAUAACAACAAAAGUGCAGCAGGAAUGGUAGGACCUUGACAUGAUGUCUAAUGCAAAGCCUUUUUUUCUUAUAUUUCUACCGAUAUUAAAGAAACAAUAGACUUACACUCGACUGUUGCUGGAGUUCUACUAAUAUUAUAUGCAACAUAUAGUUGGCAAUACAUGCUGUAAGCAGAUUUGGCUAUCUGAGUUUAUUAGCCAUGUACUGCCUGAAUUGUUGAUUAAUUACUCACAAUAGUUCUCAAUAUGUUGAUAAUUUUUUAUUGCUCAUACAUUUUUCAUUUCUAUGCGAAAGAGAACCGAGAUGAUGUUGCAUAUUCAGGACUAGGCAAAGACACCGUAGAUAUGUAUUUCAAAUACAAAAAAUAUUCUGUGAAAACUAUAUAUAUAUAUAUAUUUCAAAUAUAAAAUACUGUUGAAAUGUGGUUAAAAAGAUACAAAUGAUAUUCUUGAAAGAAAUUUGCUUCAGGAUGUAAGGUAACGAAAUAGUAUCUCGUAUUUCAAACAUUUACGCCACACGUGUAUUUGUAGUAUUCCAAAUACGUGUAUAUGGGAGCAACCGGGAGUAUCAAUUUACGCAAGACCCUCGACAGAAAAUUUUUGUUGCAUAUUACAUAUCGACUCUCUCGAGACGGCAACUAGGGAGCGAUCGAUUAAGCCUAUUUAGAACUUGAUCGGUUCAACCGUUAUCGAGAUCCGAUAAUCUCGAAUAAACUCGCUGACUCACAUAUAGAUAUACACGGCUUAGUCUUGGGGAGUUUAUACUUGACAUCCAAGACACUACCGUGUCCUCUGACUUCUGUAAUUCUCGGCAUUGCCCUCGCCUCAUAAGACCAGUUGUUUCCAGAUCAAAAGCUACAAACGUUUGAAUCUCCAUUCAACUUAUUCACAUGUCGAUCUUCUCUUCUAUGCUCUAUGCUUUAUUAUUAUCCUGUGAUGAAUUAUUAUCUUGUGGGGUAUCCAGUGAAUACCCUUUCGUUGAAGAUAAUGCCUGUUAAGUAUCUAACGUGCAACGUUUCAUGCAGUCAAGCUUUCACGUGACUGUACAAAGGUUUCGUCUUUCACACACUGAAUCCUUCGUACUUUACGUAACACACGUAUUUGGAAUACUAUCUAGUCCUGAUAUAAUACUUCUGAAAUUACAAAGAUGUAAUUUACGGGACAGCCUCGAAUCACGACCACUUCAGAGUAUUUUAUACUCGAAGACUCAUGUACAUUAUUAAGUACCAUCGCGCUACUGUAAAUACGACCAGGGUAUAAGUAAUCGAGAUUUCAAUUGGAUUAUUUUCGAGUAAAGAUUGGGAGAUAUUGCUAUAAUUAUUAAUGUAAUUAACAGUUCGACAGGUUGAAUUCAUACUCGGAUCUAACGUAAUACGUAGAACAUAGGUUUUAUCUUUUAGCUAGUAUAUACAAGUUGUACAUAAUACAAUUGAGAUAUUGUAUAAAGACUGUUUCUAAAAGAGUAUAACACUUAUACCGCUCA
Molecule: messenger RNA, 4455 nt
Organism: Wasmannia auropunctata (little fire ant)
Lineage: Eukaryota; Metazoa; Arthropoda; Insecta; Hymenoptera; Formicidae
Exons: 13
Coding region: 659-2482 (607 amino acids)
Source: RefSeq, a predicted model, not a curated record